AUGGGAAGUGAAAUUGAUAGCGAAGCAGCUGUUCAGAAGACCGCCAUAAGUACAUGGAGUCCUGAAGCAUCUCCGGUGGAAAGUACAAAGAGUGCUGGUGGCGACAUCAACACUCCUCAUAAUAUAUUUUCUAACCCCAAGAUUCUCGAGUACUAUACAGAAUUGUACGAGAAAGCGAACUAUGAAUGCCGCCAUUUGCUAGAUCCUAGUCUCGAGUGGACGCGAAAAGAGGAACGGAAAUUGGUACGAAAGUUGGACUGGCAUGUCUGUCUAUGGGCAUGUACUAUGUUUUUUGCCCUUCAGGUGGAUAGAGGCAAUCUUAAACAGGCCAUAUCAGACAACAUGUUACAAGAUCUAAAGCUAUCUACGAAUGAUUAUAACUAUGGAAACACAAUAUUCUUAGUUUCUUUUUUAUUAGCCGAACUUCCUUCUCAACUAGUUUCAAAGAAGCUCGGCCCAGAUCGAUGGAUACCAAUGCAAAUGACUCUUUGGUCCAUAGUGGCAAUUAGUCAAGUUGCCCUGAAUAGCAGAAGUACAUUCUACGCCACACGAGCCCUGCUCGGAGUUCUCGAGGGCGGAUUUAUUCCAGAUGUCGUUCUAUGGCUAUCAUACUUUUAUACAAGUCAUGAACUUCCCAUUCGGCUGAGUUUCUUCUGGACCUCACUGAGUAUUACUGGAAUGCUAACAUCUUUAUUGGCAUUUGCCAUUUUUCAUCUGGAUGGGAUCCAUGGAAUCUCAGGAUGGAGAUAUCUUUUCCUUAUCGAAGGUUUAAUCACUCUAGGUGUUGGUAUAGCGUCUUUCUUUCUAAUGCCCGCUUCGGCUGUGCAAACAAAUACCUGGUUUCGUCCCAAGGGCUGGUUUAGUGAUCGGGAAUUAAGCAUUGUUGUGAAUCGAAUUCUGAGAGACGAUCCAAGCAAAGGUGACAUGCACAACCGCAUGGCCAUAACUCCGAAAAGGCUAUGGUUGUCGCUGACCGACUACGACCUAUGGCCGAUUUACGCACUUGGGUUAAUCGCAUAUGUUCCCCAGGGACCAGUAGCGUACUACUUAACUUUAUCUCUGCGACAUAUUGGAUUCAAUGCCUUUCAAACAAAUCUUCUCACUAUACCUGCCACAGUUGCUGGAAUUAUCACGUUGCUCGGGAUAACAUGGCUCAGUGAAAGAUUCCGUGAGAGGACAUUUAUCAGCAUGAUGCAGUCAAUUUGGACACUGCCGUGCAUUAUCGCCUUGAGAUUCUGGCCUGGAGAGUUACAGGGCCCAUGGGGUACCUUUGCGUUAAUCACUGUUCUAUUAAGUUAUCCAUAUUGUCAUGCUAUCCUGGUGGCAUGGUGCUCGAAAAACUCUGGAUCUGUACGAACACGCUCCGUCUCUGCGGCUGUAUACAAUAUGAUGGUCCAAUUAGGAGGAGUAAUAUCAUCGAAUAUUUAUCGAGCUGACGACGCACCGCUCUAUCACAAGGGGAACACGAGUCUUAUAAUCAUAAAUGCCCUUGUCAUCAUGCUGUUCGUCCUGACCAAAGUUUAUUAUAUCACGAGGAAUAAGUGGAAAGCUAAGAGACUGGCUGCCAUGAGUGAAGAGGAGAAGGUCAACUACGUUAAAGCAACAACCGACCAAGGAAACAAGAGAUUAGACUUUGUUUUCGCACAUUGA
Messenger RNA from Talaromyces stipitatus ATCC 10500, 1650 nucleotides. RefSeq names its product pantothenate transporter, putative. The coding region runs from base 1 to 1650 and encodes 549 amino acids. Gene Ontology annotation, cellular component: membrane. The transcript is spliced from 13 exons. Lineage: Eukaryota; Fungi; Ascomycota; Eurotiomycetes; Eurotiales; Trichocomaceae. The record is from RefSeq and is a predicted model, not a curated record. Gene Ontology annotation, biological process: transmembrane transport. Gene Ontology annotation, molecular function: transmembrane transporter activity.